Molecule: messenger RNA, 7836 nt
Organism: Chironomus riparius
Lineage: Eukaryota; Metazoa; Arthropoda; Insecta; Diptera; Chironomidae
Source: the annotation of a GenBank genome assembly
GUUUUAUUUACAUUUUGUUUAAGUUUUUAUCUUGUUAAAAAAUUGCUGUUUCUCGUCUUUCCUUUUUAUUAGAUUUAAUUAAAUAGUGUUAAAAUGAUGGAUGAGUUCUUCGAGUAUUGGGAAAUAUUGCCACAAGCAUCAAACUAUGAGAGUAUCGGACAGGAAAUCGUCCGAUACAAGCGGAACUUACAAGAUCCAGAUGUAAGCUCAAUGGAUUUAAGUGAUAAAGUGAUAGAAUUCCUUCACGAGAAGCUCUUAGAGUGUCCAUAUCCAACAAAUCAAAUAAUUCUACAUAUAAUUGAUUCCAAAGAUCAUGAAAAGAACCAGCUAAUUGAGGACAUCAUAUUUGGAACAGUAAAUAAGCUAAUAGACAUGUUAAUUGAGAAUCCUUAUCAGUUGGAUAAGAAAUUCAAGCUUUACAAUUUACUCGCAAACAUUUACAUCUCUGAAGAUAAGAUCCAGAAAGUCAAUUCUGAUCUAUUUCCCGUACUUUAUGAUCUAAAAGAGAAUAAACAUUUGCUAGAUCAUGUUCUGUAUUUUGCUCUGUUAUCAAGGAAUUCAUUAACAGUUCUCAAAUUGUACUUGGAAUAUGAGAAAAGCAGAUUAUUGGAAAAAUUCGACGAACGGUCUAUCUUCCUCAAAUGUCAUUAUCAACAAAAACAUUGGAUCGAGUCUGUUUUAAAUAAUCAGCAUGACGAUGUCAUUAAAAACAAAUUCAGUCCAGCAUUUUAUGAGAUUAUCACACUAUGUAAGAUGAUUCUUGAUGAUCAGAAUGUUUUAAAUAAGCAGAUUGUUAAAGAUAUCAAUGUGUCGUCUGUAAUGGGCAACAAUUAUCUCCACUUGUGCUUUUUGGAACUCUCUAGACAAAACACAAUCUUACAGUUUUUAAAUGAACAUUCAGAAAUUAAUGCAGCACUAGAUAAUACCAAAAAUCACAUAAUGACACAACUUUUAAAGCUUGAAACUCCUUUUGUCAUGGAAAAUUAUGAUUUGAUAUUGAAAUUGCUGAACUUUAAUUAUGAGAACAAUUUGAUGCAAUUAGAGAAGUUAAAUCCAACUAAUCAUGCUUAUACUCAUAAAACGGAAAUGCAGCUGUUCAAUGAAUAUAUGCUAAUAAAAUUGUAUCUGCUGAAAAUUCUCAAAAAAGAUUGUAGUCAAGAAACUAGUGAGAUCUGUAUGAAUCACAUAAGAGGCUUGUUAAAAACAAUUAAUGAUGGAAGCAUAUUGUAUCAAAUUCUGCAAACUGUCUUUUAUCUAAUUUUCACACGAUAUGAGCAUAUAAGAAAAACUCGAUUAAAACAAAGAAGCGUGGAUUCCUUUAAUUCGUCUAGUCCAGCAACUGUUUUUAAUUCAACUGAUGUUUCUAAUGUGUUCAUAGAUUCCUUUAAUAAUCAAGGCUUUAUUUGUUCGAAAGAAACUUUAGAAAUUGUUUUAAACUCAAUGCGGUUGUUCUUGAUGAGUCUAGAUAUAACAGAAGCUUAUAAGAACUGUGAUGAAGCUUUAAAGGCAAAGUUUACAAAACUUCUUCGAAACGUGGACAUUGGAUUGUGGAAAUUGUCAGUAAUUGUGAAAAAUGACGAUAAAAAAGAGGUUGAGUUGGAAAAAUCGGAUGAAUGGUUGAUAAUCCAUGAUGAAACAUUAAAAUCAAUCAUAAUUGCAGAAAGUGACGAGGAGAAAAUCGAUUCUAGCAGAAAACCACCUCGAAAGAAAUUAAGGAAGCGAUCCAAAAUGUCAGAUACUUCUGAUAAGUCACAUGAAAAAGAUUCAAGAGAUAAAGAUAUUGAAAGCCUUUAUGCUGCUGAAAAUUCUCAGCAUUCAGCAAUUAACUUGAUAGUUUUGGAAAAUAGAAAAUUUGAAAAUUUUAUUGCUAAAAUGUUGAUGAGUCCUGAAAGCUUAGUUGCAUUGUGUAUAAAGAAUAAUGAUGAUGAGAAUGCUUUCAAGAUUAUUAAGGAUUACAAUCUAAAAGACAGAGCCGUGGAACAAGAGUAUAAAAUGAUGAAAAACUACCAAGAAACUCUUAAAAGUUUCGAAUUGAUUGUGGCUGAGUACAUUAAAGCUUAUGAAUACACUGUCGCUGGUUUUAAUGUCGGUAAAAUUAGGUAUGGUUCCAGCGCCACUUUUGAGCUUUAUAGAUUAACGAGUAUGCUUGAAAGGUUUAGUCUUCCAAAAUACAAUCUUCUAAACCAAAAUGAUGAUAUUCUAGACAAAUUAAUAGUGCAACUGCCAAAUCUUCAGAUUUACAAGCAAGAUCAUUUAAAAGUCGCUGUGAUAAUGGAUUUGAUGAUCUCAAUAUCCAGUGAAUUUGAAAUUACUAAAGCAGCCGCAAAUUGUAUUUCAAGUUACUGCGAAUUGAAGCUUAAUGGACACGUAGAUUAUUAUAUCACAUUCUUAAAAAAAAUCGUCGGUAUGAUCAACACUUGUCAAACUGACGACACUCCAAUUCCUUUAAAAACUUUAAUAAACAACGAAGUCUUUAGUUUUGAUACAUUAGCAUUUAAAAUUCAAAAGGAUAAUCGGGAUCAAUUAAUAAAUUUAAUGAAAAUUAAUAUAGCAACAAUGAAUGAUGAACCAACGCUGCAGAAUAUAGCAUCAAAAAUGAAUAAUUUCAAUUCAGACAUCAACUUCUUCGAUCGAGUGUUAACAAACGUGAAGAAUAUAAGAAAUAUAAUUAAAUACGUCACAAAUGAAUAUUUGAAUAUCAACGAGAUCAUAAAAGACUUGAACAUUUACGAGUUGAUAGGCAAGAUCAUUUUUGAUAACCAGUUACAUGCAGAUUCAUUAGAAACGGAAUCAAAUAGCGUAAAUUUGAAUCUUUUACACGCAAUAGCUAUCGCCGGUGGAACAGAGUUUAUGUCGCCUUUAUGGAUGUCUGCAAGAAGUGACAAUGAAUCUAGUCAAAAUGUUAAAAAGGAAUUGAAAUAUUUUAAUAUUAGCAACACGACAAUUCUAUAUUAUAUAAAGAAAUCUGGGUCAUUUCUAGUCGCUUAUUUGAUUAAGGAAAUCCAAAAGUUCAAUUAUCAAAGUCUAAAAUACGACGAGCCAAAUUUUUUCGAUAGAUUAAAGCAGCUAGAGUCUAUAGAAAUAUUAAAGCAGAUUUAUGGAUAUAAUUCUACAAUUGCUGCAAUAAAUUAUGAUUUUAUAGACAUGAACUUGCUGCUUGAUGAGAUAAAGAAUCUUAAUGAGAAUGGCAAACUGAUGAUGCUUUCGUUUGUGAAUGAACGUAAUGUUCACAGAAACAAAACCAAAUUUAAUGAGCUUAAAGAUGAUUUAAUUGAGACAUUAAUGGACAGAAACUCAGGAAAUGUUGAAGAUUUACUCAAAAAAAUCGGAAAUGUGAAUAAAUUCAAUGAAUUGCUGUUGAAACAUAUUAAAAAGAUUAGUUCUGAUGAAGAAUUAGAAGCUCUAUUGACAUGGAGUUUGUGUGCUAAAAAUCAAAAAAUUAUUCAAGACAUUCAACGAAAGGAACUAGAAGAAUGGCUCAAAAAGAUCAAAAUUUAUCGACAAAUUUUAAAAUUGUUUAGAGAGUCUAAAGCAAACAAUGACAUCACGUGGAUAAACAUUUUAGGAAUGGCUGAAAAUGAUACAUCGGUGCUGAUUAAUUUUCUAAUUAACGAGUUUACAGACCUUGAUCUUUGUAAUGAUUUGUUAAAAUUUCAUCCCUUACAAGAGAGGAACGAGAAAGUUUAUCAAAUAUUUAUAGAAGCACUUAACAAAUGUGGAUUUAAUGAGCAGCACGACACAUUAUUUAAAAUUAUUCAAAACUACUCGGGAAAAUAUUUAGUUGACUUUUACGAGUAUUCGCUUGAUUAUAUCCACAAUAUGAAGUCAAUGGAACAAAUUUUGGAUUAUUUAAUUAAUUCAAACUCUACUAAUCACGUGCUAUAUCAAAAGUUUCAAAUUUCAUGCAUUAUUAUUAAUCAUCUUGAUAUUAAUGAUGUACAGCUUUGGACACUAUCACCAUAUCCACUAAUAAUUAUUGAACAAUUGUUAAUGAACUCAAAAAUUGAUAGCCUUAAUGAGAUUGUGAAGGAACUGAGGAAAUUAUUAAACAAUCAGCCAUCAUGUAAUUUAUGCAAUACGACAAGUAAAGAUUGUCAAAUUGGCGAAACAUUGGUGUACGAUUUCAACGCCUUCCAUAAUGGAUAUAGAAUAUCAAAUGAUUGCCUUGACUUUUUAUUCAAAAUUUAUGCAGCAAAAGCUCUUGAUUUCCAAAUUAUUGAUAUACCAUCACAAAACAAUCCAUCAUUACAUUCAGGAACUCAAACAUCAGAUAUUGUACAAGCUCAUCAAAUGCCAAAAGAUAUACCCUCAAAAGAUAUGUGGGUGAAAGAUAAUGAAGCUGUAUUUUGUAUGUGCUGCAAAAAGUCCAAAUUUAGCUUAUUAAAUAGACGACAUCAUUGUAGAAGGUGCGGAAACGUCAUUUGCGGUGAAUGUUCUCGAAAAAGGGUGUUAUUACCUGACAAGUACAACGAUCUUAUGGUGAGAUGCUGUGAUGAAUGUUAUGCACAGAUGGAGACAAUAAAACGCAAAUUAGAGCAUGGUUCAUCGCAUGACAAAUCUCGAUCAGCUGACAUUCAAAUUGAGUGGAAAUUAACAGGAGAUAAUGAUACAGAUCAGAUGAUACGUGAUGAAUUUACUUUCGAGUAUUCACCGAAUGUUGGACGUUGUAUUGCCAUCAUAUGCCUUCAUACAAUUAAUGAUGAGUUUAUUGACUUCCUUCUGCUCCAUUGCCGGCGUUUAGAGCUUUUAUUGCAUCCAAUUAAAGGUCGGAUAAAUCCCGAGAUCGAUGUCAUUCUAGUCGGAUCAAUGCUCAAGUAUUUAGCAAAAACUGCCAAACUUUUCGGAGAUUCGGGAGAAUCAAAUAUAAUUAUAGAGCAAAUUGACAUCAUCUUGAAAAUAGCUGAGAGUGACUGUGACUCAAUACUAUCAAAAGCAACAUUUAGUGGAGUAAAUAAUAAUUUGUCGACAAGAGACAUUAUUAAUGAGCUAAUAAAAUUGGAAAAUUGGAAAUUAGCACUAGAUUUGUCAGUCAAAUCAGUUCGUACUGCAAUACCGGGAGUUUUCUCAGCAUGGGCUAUAUCAUUAAUCAAAGGAGGUAAUUAUAAGCUAGCAAGAGACAAAAUAGCACUAGCUUUACAACCUGUUACUGGAAAUACUCCAAAAGAUAAUGAAGAGUUUAUGGACGCCCUAAAUGGCAUUAUACCGAUAAACAAUGCUACUUUUGUCUUUAAACGGUUAAUUAAGACUCCAAAAUUGUUGUGCGAAAUUCUUGAAGUAAUUGAUUCAUCAGUUCCAAAGCAUUUUGAUGCUGCAUUAAUGACAAGCUUUCAUUGGAACAGCUCAUCACCUAAAGCUAGUCCAAAAGUUAAUUCAAAUUCUAUGGAUUAUUUAAAGAAGAUGAUGGAUGGCGAUUAUGGAAGUCCGAAGAGAAAAGUAACAGAUAUAUUCGAAUGGGAUCGAACAGAAUUGACAAAGAGUGCCUAUUUUAUUGAAUCAAUGUAUUAUCUCGUUAAUUAUGGCAGUAAUGGAGAUAUACUUGAGUUUUUUAUGAAAAAUAAUCUCAUCAAGUUUGCAAUAAGGUACACAUUAAUUCAAAAGAUUCCAUCUGAGAUGUUUAUCCAAUUCAUAAUCAUUCCUAUCAUAAGAUCUGGUCGCCUUAUAGAUUUUAUAAAUGCAUUGAAGCAAAUAGAUGGAAACUUCAUAAUCAGCAAAAGCUAUAUUGAUGCAUUGUGUAAAUAUUUGGAACGUAAGAAGUCACUUCAAGUCUUAUAUAAAGUUCAAUUAUUAAUUGAUGAUAAUAUAAGGGCGGCAAUAACAUCAUUAAAAAUAUAUCUAAAUGGUGCUGGAAAUUUUAUUGAAUUAGUUGAAAAUACGAGGCAUUUAAUUGACGCUAAGAACCUCCUGCAAAUUGAACUUGAACAUGUCGAAAAUGGAUUAAGCACUAAUAGAAAUGAAAUUCACUUAAAAUGGGAUAUUAAAACUAUUAAUGCUCAGAUUAACAUCAUUAUGCUACAAUUAGAAGUCACCAAAUUUCUCGCAAGCUGUGAAAUUAAUGGCAAUUCAACACUUGAUGUGAUACCUAAAUUAUUUGCCGACAAAAUCAGCUUAAAAACUUUAUUUGGAAAGUCGAAUGAAAAGAGUCAAGUUGCAAUUUUAUUGCUCAUAUGCGGCCGUAUUGAAAGUAGUUUUGGAUUAUGCUACAGAAUUAUACAGGAAUGCUCGUUGAAUGCGUUCAAGAUUUAUUCGACGUGUAUUAAGUAUCUCGCACAUGAUUUAAAGAGACUGAUUGAAGUUGAGAAGCUUAUAAAUUGUAUCAAAACAAAUGAGAAUGCAACUGAUCCUGAAAUUGAUAAAAUGUGUGAUGAGCUGAUAAGCAUGGCAAUAGAAAUAUCAUAUAAUCAGUACGAGGCAGAUGCAAAAGUGCAGAUUGAUUCACUCAUAAAGUUUAUAUCCAGUAAAACAAUGAAAAUUCAAUGUUAUAUAAAUUCAAAUCAACUGAAAACGGCAUUCGUUCAUAGUGCUGCAUUGAAUAAUCUUGAUUAUAUAAAUCGCAUUUACAAGCUGGCUGUGAGCACACGACAAGACAAUGUGAAAAAUCUGUGCGAGAAGAAACUCAAUAAAGGCAUGGACUCGAGUGGAUCUGAAAAUAUGUUUGGAUGAAUCAACAAGUGCUUCAUGUUAUAAAUAGAUACAUACGUUUUUAUUAUUAUUUCCAUUCUUAAAGAGAAAACAAGAUAGCAAUUUGAUAUUAAUAUAUUGUGACACAAAAAAACUAGGAAUCAUCAAUUUAAUGUUGUUUUAAUUAAACCAAAAAAAGCAUAAGAAAUAGGAGAAAUGGAAAAAUUAGCAAUAGAAAUUUUUUUUCUUGUUUUUAUGCAAUUUGUAUCUUUUUUUUUGUAUUUUAUAUUAUAUUUAUGUGUAUGCAUGUAUAUUAAAAUCUAAUGUGUUUUUUUAUGAAUAUAUGAAAAUAUCAAGGGCGGUUCAUGGUAUUAAAAUAGUCAACAUUGAACGUAGUUUGCUGUAUAGUAUCACUAGUGUGUCUAGAACUAGGUUUGUCUAGUAUAGACCCCAAUUGAAAUCCGCAGUUACACUAAUUUUAAACUAUUUUACAGCCAUAAAGUCUCCCUUGUCAAAUUAAAAAAAGAUUUCUUUUGUAUCGUGAUUAUUCACUGGCUGUUGAUUGAGCAUCAUCUUGUUGCUUAAUAGCACCAUUCUUUGAGUAUUGGGGUGGCCAUAAAGGAGGAAUUCCUUCAACUUUUCUGCCUUCUUCUUCAGGUUUUAAUGGAACUGAUCCAAUGUAGAUUGGAAUUGAGAUGGGAAUAGUGGCACGUCGAAAUUUGGCUGUGAUUUGAACAUGAUAUGAUAUCUGGAAGACAUUUGAGAACAUUACGCUGGUGAUUUUGGAAUUUUCAGGUACCAAGACACUCUCUUUAAUCUUUUUCGUGUAUCCUGCCUUAAUGCCUUCAGCAAUCGUCUCGCUUAUCUUAUUUGAAAUCUUUUCUUCCAAUUUCGCCCAUGGUGUUUGUGCUGUAUAAUUCUCAUUAUAUUGUAAUGAUAUCAAGACAUUUUCUAUAUCAGCAGACGUUUGAUUAUCAAUCGAUACAUCAACAUUAAAAACAUACCUGGAGCAAAUCCACAUCUUGGAAUCUGUGCCUUAAUUGUAACAAGACCAAGAGAAGAUCUCGAAAAGAACCAUGCUGACGAGUCAAUUUGCUUUUGAAUUGAAACUUCUCUUCCUUCUCGCAUGCCUGACAUGUAAUUAAGAUCCUCAUAGCGCAAAACUGUGAAUGGUUUGGAGAUUUUUCUAUCAUACAAGUCCCAUGGAAUGUCAAUUGU